CGAGGAUGAGUAUGUAGACCUGCCUAACCUCCAGGCAGGUAUUAUUUUAUCGUUAUUAUUAUUUUUAUUAUUUUUAUUCCAGACGCAAGGCGGCCGAGCCUGCUGCGCCCCUUCACCGCUUUGCUCCGUCGCAGCCAAAAGCAAGAGAACACCACUGAGUUGCAGGCGCCCAGUGCGAGCCUGCACAGGCGCCUCCCUUGGCCCGCCGCAGGUACCUGCCUGCCUCUACCUAUCCACCUGCCUCUGCGCCGUAAGUAUGCCGGGCGACAAUGAUGAUGAUGAUGAUGAUGCCUAGGUGAUGGAUGGGCACUGGUCUGUCAGUGUGAACUGGGCCGACCCCGGUCUACACGUGGAAGAGCGAGGCCCCUCCUCUCCUCCUCCCCCCCCUCCCCCUUCGUGUGCUACGCCUCAAAAACAAAACCAAAAAAAAGGCCCACAAACGCCACGAACCCCGGUGGCCCCCGCCGGUGGCCCACGGACAAGGGCACAGGAAGCCACGGACUUAUCCGCGCGCACCGCCGCCGUGGACGAGGGACCGCGGGAAGGGGGAGGCCUCGAUGCGGGUCGCCCUCGUCAGCAUGACCGCAUCGCGUACCCUCCCUCCCUCCUCCCUCCGUUUCCCCCCCCCUCUCUCCUCUUCUCUCCCUUCCUCCCCCCUCGUCCGCACACGCCCGCCACCCACCCAUUCGUUCAUCCACCGCCAUCCCACUUCUUGGCCCCCCCCCCCCCCCCCUUCCCUCCAUCCCCCUCCUCCCCCAUCUCACCACACCUCGCCAUCUGCAGACGCUGUAGCCGCGACACCGCGGGCCGCUAGACGGUGCAUUUCAGCUACGAACGAACAGGUGCACCAAAAAAGAAAAAAGAAGAAGAAAAAGAAAGAGAGG
This is a messenger RNA of Durotheca rogersii, 884 nucleotides long. RefSeq lists its product as uncharacterized. The record is from RefSeq and is a predicted model, not a curated record. NCBI's taxonomy places the organism in Eukaryota, Fungi, Ascomycota, Sordariomycetes, Xylariales, Xylariaceae. Bases 299 to 814 code for a protein of 171 amino acids. The transcript has a single exon.